AUGGCUCGCGGGAUCGCCAAGGCCGUAGGCGUUUGCUUCCUUGCAGGCGUUGUUGCCGCUCAGACACCUCUGGGUCCUUCUGAGUACACUGUUCCGGGCGUGUUUCCGACUUCCGUGUAUGAGUCUUAUUACAACGACCCUACUGCGACGACUGCUGAGCCUCAACCGGUCAUUACUGACCCCAUCACUCAUGUAACAUACCCGUACUGGUUGACGAAUCCGGAGACGAUCCCUCAGGAAGACACUUGGGAGACACAUCCUCUGCCUCCGACCGCAUCCUCGUCACAGCUGCUCGACUAUGCCGUGCAACAAAUCAUCUCGAUCUCCACGAGUCCCAUCUUUAGCAGUGACACCUGCGCGGCGUGCCAGGUCUCGCUCGAGGUCGCCAAGUUCCUCGCGCUCGCGGCCCCUGCAGAGGGCCCGAACCUCGCGAUCCGGCUCUGCGAGUACUUCGACUACGCGGACGACUGCGCGGCGGACUACGGGAUCUUCACGCUCGGCGCGACGCUCACGCAGGUCGCCGCAUACGCAGACGCGGGAGGCUAUGACGGCCAGUCGAUUUGCAACCAGUUCCUGGGCCUGUGCCCGGACCCGCCGACAAGCCCCCUGGACCUCACGACUUGGUUCGCCAAGCCGAAGCCAAAUCCCCUUCCGCCCUCACGGAAGGCGACGGGCCAAAGGCUCAAGGUGCUGCACAUGUCUGAUUUGCACAUCGACCCCCGUUAUACCGUUGGCGCCGAGGCAGACUGUUCUGCGUACCUGUGUUGUCGCCCGUCGAGCUACAACGAUCAUAGUCCGAACGUGACGGUGGAACCUGCACCCUACUAUGGAGCCUAUUACUGUGAUGCGCCAUUCCCCUUGAUCCUCGCGGCGAUGCAAUCUGUUCCUGUCCUCACGGGCACGGAGGAAUACGGAUUCAACUUUUCCAUCUAUACCGGCGAUCUGGUUUCGCAUGACCCUGGCAAUCAGCUUUCCAAGGAAUAUACCGUAUACAGCGAGACCGUUCUGUACGACCUGUUGAAGCGUCAGAUCAAUUCUGGGCCUGUGUAUGCUGUGCUCGGAAACCACGACACCUAUCAAGAGGCGCAGAACUCUCCCUACAACAUCGGCCCGGAGCUCACGGAUCAGUUCAACUGGGACUAUGAUCAUUUGGCAGCGUUGUGGGAAUAUGAAGGCUGGAUUUCUUCCGAGACGGCACAACAAGCUCGCACUCAUUACUCGGCAUAUUCCGUGCAACGCCAUGAUGGGCUGAGGAUCAUCACACUGAACACUGACAUGUGGUACACGGACAACUAUUAUGCCUACAUCAACCUAUCAUCGUCAGACAACUCCGGUAUGCUGCGCUUCGUCACAGAUGAGCUGCAGGAUGCCGAAGAUGCCGGUGAUCGAGUCUGGAUUUUGGGACAUGUCCUUGCAGGAUGGGAUGGUACUAACCCCUUGAAGAACCCUACGAAUCUAUUCUAUCAGAUCGUCGACCGCUUCUCGCCUCAUGUCAUUGCAGGGGUAUUCUUCGGACACUCGCACGAAGACCAGCUGAGCAUCUUCUACGCCAAUAACGCGACUGACAUCAGCGCGGAAAGUGCCUUGGCGGUCCAAUGGAUUGCUCCCUCCGUGACACCCCUGACGAAUCUGAACUCCGGCUUCCGUGUCUAUGAGGUCGAUUCUGGGACAUUUGAUAUUCUCGACGCAUACACGUUCGAGGCGGACGUGAACUCCUUUGGGGGACUUGACGGGCAGACCGAGUUUGGGCCGACGUACAGGUUCGAGUAUAGCGCCCGCGAGGCAUACGGUGGAAGCAUCACCGGGUGGGGCCCCAAUGACCCCCUAAAUGCCACCUGGUGGCAUCUAGUGACAGAAGCCAUGGAAGCCAACUCGUCUCUCGUUACGCUGUUCAACACGUACCAGGGUAAGAGCUCUGUCCGCUCGCCGGCCUGCACGGGCGAAUGCAUCGAUGCGAAGAUCUGCUACAUGCGAAGCGGAAGCGCGAGUCUCGCUCUCCAGAAUUGCCCUUCUGGAUAUGGCUCUGUGCAGUAGACAUUGUUCUGCAACAGUGACGUCAAUGGCGCAUGGGGGUAAAAUAAUCGGAGGGCAGGGUGAGCAGGGGGUGCUGUGUAGUUGCGAUGUGCUGUAACAAAGUUAUCGAUAUGCAGAGGAUACGCGCGUGAGUAUACUAGGUCCUGAGGACGGUGGUGAAGAUUGCUCUGGCAGAGUUUACCUUGAAUGUUGAGGAAUGAGACGUAUGCUGGCGUCUAAAAGAAGUCGCUGUAUGCACAGAUCUCAAUCUCAUUGACAGGCGAGCGCAAUUGUUUCAAGUUGAAUAUAACCGGU
Messenger RNA from Postia placenta MAD-698-R-SB12, 2328 nucleotides. RefSeq lists its product as hypothetical. Bases 1 to 2034 code for a protein of 677 amino acids. The record is from RefSeq and is a predicted model, not a curated record. Gene Ontology annotation, molecular function: sphingomyelin phosphodiesterase activity. NCBI's taxonomy places the organism in Eukaryota, Fungi, Basidiomycota, Agaricomycetes, Polyporales, Adustoporiaceae. Gene Ontology annotation, biological process: sphingomyelin catabolic process. The transcript is spliced from 22 exons.